Molecule: messenger RNA, 2952 nt
Organism: Serinus canaria (Common canary)
Lineage: Eukaryota; Metazoa; Chordata; Aves; Passeriformes; Fringillidae
Product: voltage-dependent L-type calcium channel subunit alpha-1F-like
Exons: 23
Coding region: 1-2952 (983 amino acids)
Biological process (GO): calcium ion import across plasma membrane
Cellular component (GO): voltage-gated calcium channel complex; membrane
Molecular function (GO): high voltage-gated calcium channel activity
Source: RefSeq, a predicted model, not a curated record
AUGGAGGUGACAAUGGGACACGGAGGUGACAAUGGAGGCUGGGAGGUGACAGUGGGGACUGAGGAGGUGACAAUGGAGGCUGGGAGGGGGACAUUCCUGGUGUACAAGGACGGGGACGUGUCCCACCCCUCGGUCCGGGAGCGUCUGUGGCUCAACAGCGACUUCAACUUCGACAACGUCCUGGCGGGGAUGAUGGCCCUGUUCACCGUGUCCACCUUCGAGGGGUGGCCCGCGCUGCUGUACAAGGCCAUCGACGCCAACGCCGAGAACCAGGGCCCCAUCUACAACUACCGGGUGGAGAUCUCCAUCUUCUUCAUCGUCUACAUCAUCGUCAUCGCCUUCUUCAUGAUGAACAUCUUCGUGGGCUUCGUCAUCAUCACCUUCCGCGCGCAGGGCGAGAGCGAGUACCGCAACUGCGAGCUCGACAAGAACCAGCGGCAGUGCGUGGAGUACGCGCUGAAGGCGCAGCCGCUGCGCCGCUACAUCCCCAAGAACCGCACCCAGUACCGCGUGUGGGCCAUGGUCAACUCCACCGCCUUCGAGUACAUCAUGUUCGUCCUCAUCCUGCUCAACACCAUCGCCCUGGCCGUGCAGCACUACGAGCAGUCCAAGCCUUUCAACUACGUGAUGGACCUGCUCAACAUGGUGUUCACGGGGCUCUUCACCGUGGAGAUGGUGCUCAAGAUCAUCGCCUUCAAACCCCGGCAUUACUUCUGCGACGCCUGGAACACCUUCGAUGCGCUCAUCGUGGUGGGCAGCGUGGUGGACAUCGCCGUCACCGAGGUCAACAACGGGGGCCACGUUGGUGAGAGCUCCGAGGACAGCUCCCGCAUCUCCAUCACCUUCUUCCGCCUCUUCCGCGUGAUGCGCUUGGUGAAGCUGCUCUCCAAGGGCGAGGGCAUCCGCACCCUGCUCUGGACCUUCGUCAAAUCCUUCCAGGCCCUGCCCUACGUCGCUCUGCUCAUCGCCAUGAUCUUCUUCAUCUACGCCGUCAUCGGGAUGCAGACCUUCGGGAAGGUGGCGCUGCAGGACGGGACCCAGAUCAAUCGCAACAACAACUUCCAGACCUUCCCCCAGGCUGUGCUGCUGCUCUUCAGGUGUGCCACGGGGGAGGCGUGGCAGGAGAUCAUGCUGGCCAGCCUGCCGGGCAAACGCUGCGACCCCGAGUCGGACGCGGGCCCGGGGGAGGAGUUCACCUGCGGCAGCAACUUCGCCAUCGCCUACUUCAUCAGCUUCUUCAUGCUCUGCGCCUUCCUGAUCAUCAACCUGUUCGUGGCUGUGAUCAUGGACAACUUUGAUUACCUGACCCGCGACUGGUCCAUCCUGGGCCCGCACCACCUGGACGAGUUCAAGCGCGUGUGGUCCGAGUACGACCCCGCAGCCAAGGGCCGCAUCAAGCACCUGGACGUGGUGACGCUGCUGCGCCGGAUCCAGCCCCCGCUGGGCUUUGGGAAGCUCUGCCCACACCGUGUGGCCUGCAAGCGCCUGGUGGCCAUGAACAUGCCCCUCAACUCGGACGGCACCGUCACCUUCAACGCCACGCUCUUCGCUCUGGUCCGCACCUCCCUCAAGAUCAAGACGGAAGGGAACCUGGAUGUGGCCAACAAGGAGCUUCGGGCUGUGGUGAAGAAGAUCUGGAAGAGGACGAAGCCCAAGCUGCUGGACGAGGUCAUCCCCCCGCCCGAGGAGGAGGAGGUCACCGUCGGGAAGUUCUACGCCACCUUCCUGAUCCAGGACUAUUUCCGCAAGUUCCGGCGGCGGAAGGAGCGGGGGAUGCUGGGCGCCAACGCAGGCCCCAGCAACGAGUGUGCCCUGCAGGCCGGGCUGCAGACGCUGCAGGCGCUGGGCCCUGAGAUGCGCCGGGCACUGAGUGACCUGGAGGGGGACGAGGGCGGGGACGCCCCUUCGGAGGAGCCGCUCACCUACGCAGCCCCCGAGACCCUCUACGGCUCCGCCCCCGGCUCCCCCCUGCUCUCGGAGCCGCCCCCCAUCCCCAGCCCCGCGCCCACCGAAGGGGAGGACCCCGCGCCCCCCUCCCACGGGGGAGCCCCCCGCCCUGGCGGCAGGCGGAGCUCCGACGGGGGGGACCAGGACGAGGAAGGCCCGGCCGAGGAUGUGGAGGAGCCGGGAGGGGACCCGGGGGACGUCAGCCACGACGAGGAGCUGGAGAGCUCAGCACCGGCCCGGCGCCGCUGGGUCGGGGACAGGGCACCGGGACCCCCGCGCUGGGCGGCGGAGCUGCCCCGGGGGGGGUCUCUGCCGCUGCCCCCCCGGCACUUCGCGUUCGGCAGCGGCGCUCGCGAGGGGCAGCAGCUGAAACGGCGGCGGCUCCUGCCCCCCACCCCCGCGGGUCGGAAGCCCUCCUUCACCAUCCAGUGCCUGCGGCGCCAGGGUAGCUGCGAGGACGAGCCCAUCCCGGGCACUUACAACCCCUCGGGCCCGCCCGGUCCCGCCCGCCCGCAGGGCUACGGCAGCUCCGAGACCUGGCGCUUGGGGGGCUCCUCGCAGGCCUGGGCGGCCCCGGCCCGCGGGCACGUUCUGUACGCGCCGCUGAUCCUGGUGGAGGGGGCACCGGCGGCGGCGGCGGCGGGCGGCAGCCUGCCCCCCCUCAACCGCUGGUACCCCCCCGCGCCGCUCCGCCUGCGACCCUGCGGGCCCCACGAGGCCCUGGCCCGGGGCUCGGCCGACAGCCUGGUGGAGGCUGUGCUGAUCUCGGAGGGCUUGGGGCUCUUCGCCCGCGACCCCAAGUUCGUGGCGGUGGCCAAGCGCGAGAUCGCGGACGCGUGCGACAUGACCAUGGACGAGAUGGAGAGCGCGGCCGCCGACCUGCUGACCCGGCGCCGCGGCCCGCCCGCGCCCACGCCCGCCGUCUACAGCGACGAGGAACCGCUGCGGGGGCCGCCGGCCGAGGAGGAGCUGGCCGACGAGAUGGGCUGGGCCGGCGGCGUCUAG